Messenger RNA from Trachymyrmex septentrionalis, 819 nucleotides. RefSeq lists its product as uncharacterized. The transcript has 2 exons. NCBI's taxonomy places the organism in Eukaryota, Metazoa, Arthropoda, Insecta, Hymenoptera, Formicidae. The record is from RefSeq and is a predicted model, not a curated record. Bases 73 to 723 code for a protein of 216 amino acids.
AUUAAGGUAUUCUUUAAUAUAAUUAUAAUGAUAUAAAUUAUAGUAUACAUCAAUGUGGGGAAGUCGAAGGUGAUGGUCUUCAGGAAUAAAGGAGGGAGGGAGAAGGAAAGAUUCUGGUGGUGGGGGGGAGAAAGAAUAGAAGAAGUGAAGGAAUACAAAUACUUGGGAUACGUAAUGACUAAGUGUGGAGGAGAAAAAGAGCACAUAAGAGAGAGGAUAAGAAGAGCAAGAGUGGCAAUGGGAUGGAUAUGGAGCUACGGAGAGAGAAAAUUUAAAGGAGAUGUAAAAUGGAAACUAAAACUCUUUGACAGUAUAGUGAAAGGGAUUUUAUUUUAUGGGGUAGAAGUGUGGGGAUAUAGGGAAUGGAAGGAGGUGGAGGCGGUGCAGGAGAAAUACUUGAAGUGGAUUUUAGGUCUGGACAGGGUAACACCAGGGUAUAUAGUGAGGGAGGAACUAAAAAGGAAUAAACUGAGGGUGGAAACGGGUUGGAGGGCUGGAAGGUUUGAAGAGAAAUUAGAAAAAGGGAAGGGAGGGGAAAUAGGGAUGAAAUGUAUGGUGGAGAAAAGAAAAGAGGAGAGGGAGAAGGAGAGGUGUGAAUGGCCAAGGGAGAGUUUAGAAAGGGGAAAAUAUCUAUGGAGGGAGAUUUGUUCGCGUCGCAUGCUGCAAAUAAAUCUAGAGAGAACACUUGGAUCACAGAUAAGAUGGUGGUUGGAGCAGUUGUAAUUUGAGGUUUGUCCGCAUCGCACGCUUUCACCCAGAAAGUACUUGAAUCACAGGUAAGGUGACGAUUGGAGCAGUUACAUUCAUGUGCUUCAAUGU